Verruconis gallopava is the source of this 1714-nucleotide messenger RNA. RefSeq lists its product as uncharacterized. The coding region runs from base 163 to 1602 and encodes 479 amino acids. Gene Ontology annotation, biological process: transmembrane transport. The record is from RefSeq and is a predicted model, not a curated record. Gene Ontology annotation, molecular function: transmembrane transporter activity. Lineage: Eukaryota; Fungi; Ascomycota; Dothideomycetes; Venturiales; Sympoventuriaceae. The transcript has a single exon. Gene Ontology annotation, cellular component: fungal-type vacuole membrane.
AUUUUGACCAUUAUGGGCAGAGGAGUCACUUGACGAAAGGGCGCAAGGAGCGAUGUCAAAUUGAUCCGAUUGCAGUAUGAGUAUCAUCAUCGAGUAGAUGAACAACAAGUACCUCAUAUCCAAAGCCUAAGGAGACUUACGCAACACUGUAUAUUUUUUGUCAUGGAUCCCACAUCAAAUCCAUUGGUUCGUGAAACAACAGGGCACUCGGCUCAUGUCGCAGAAAGCGAGGUAGGUCAUGGAAUCGAUGCUUUAGGAAUGACAGCAUUCAAUUCGAGUGCUGGCGGGAGGAUCGAAGGCAAAAAUUCUUGGUUUAAUGUCAAGCGGCGCAUUCGGCAACUUGAGCUCGAGGCUCCAGAACCGACUACUGUUGAGCAUGAAAGCGAAUUUCCGGAGGGGGGACUACGAGCGUGGCUAGUCGUGCUCUCAGCAUUCAUUACUCUUUUCCCUUCUUUCGGAUUUAUGGUGGCAAUCGGCACCCUUCAAGAUUACUGGCACCAACAUCAACUUUCCGACAUGUCUUCGCGAGACAUUGGUUGGAUACCUUCGGUUUUCGUAUACUUAUGUCUCGCUGGAGGACUGGGUGUCGGUCCUCUGUUCGACAUGUAUGGGCCGCGUUGGAUCAUGUUGCUUGGCAGUGCAGGAUAUGUGGUCAUGAUGUUCUUGCUUGCCGAGUGCACCAAGUUUUGGCAAAUAAUGCUUUGUGUUGGGGUGCUUGGUGGUGUCACCGGAGCCACUUUGACGACAACCUCAUUAGCAUGCGUCGCCCAUUGGUUUAAGAAGCGAAGGGGCCUCACCCAGGGUAUCGCUAUGAUGGGAUCGAGCUUUGGUGGUCUUGUUAUACCUCUGGUCUUAAGAUCCUCUUUUCCAGCCUACGGGUAUCAGUGGUCAAUUCGAAUUCUCGCUUUUAUAUUUGCUGGCUGUCUUACUGUCAGCAAUUUUCUUAUGAAAGCCCGGAUUCCACCAAAACCAGAGGCAAAAAAGAAAGCGAUCAUACAAUUUUCAAUGUUCGGCAACUUAGACUUCUCGCUGCUGACUAUUUCAAUAUUUGGACUGGAAACGGUCAUCUUUGGUGCACUUGGAAUAUUGCCCACUUAUGCUACCUUAUCUACCAACUUUCCUAAAGAUACGGGCUUCUAUCUCAUAUCAGUUCUCAAUGGUGUCAGUUGCAUCGGGAGACUAAUCCCGGGCUAUUUGGCAGAUAAAAUCGGGCGGUUCAAUACCCUGACCAUAUUCAUUGUUGCAACAGAGAUUUGCAUGCUCAUCAUAUGGUUGCCAUUCGGGACUACAUCCCUGGCUGCUUUGUACAUCUUUGCAGCUCUUUUUGGAUUUGGUACGGGCUGUUGGAUGGCUCUUGUGCCUUCAUGUAUUGGACAGCUGUGCCGGGCAGAAGAGUUCGGACGUUAUUAUGGUACAAGCUAUUUUGUAGCUUCUCUUGCCACACUGGUGUGCGUCCCGAUUUCUGGCGAAUUGGUUCAAGCUGUUGGUCCACAAGCUUUGAUAGGCUUCUUCAUUGCCAUAGGGGGAUUUACUUUAUGUACAUUCGUGGCAAGCAGAUGGGCUUGUCUACAAUGGCAGUGGAGCUGGACUGCAAAAUUGUAAAGUGUUGCACAAAGUUUCCAAAGCACUGAGAAUUUGACAAUUGAUAUGCAAAGCGGUCAAAUCAAGUAGAGGACAGUCCUAUGCUGACCUUGGCAUGGUAUUGAUAUAAGGC